Molecule: messenger RNA, 1887 nt
Organism: Filobasidium floriforme
Lineage: Eukaryota; Fungi; Basidiomycota; Tremellomycetes; Filobasidiales; Filobasidiaceae
Product: cyclophilin-like domain-containing protein
Exons: 8
Coding region: 61-1572 (503 amino acids)
Biological process (GO): protein folding; protein peptidyl-prolyl isomerization
Molecular function (GO): peptidyl-prolyl cis-trans isomerase activity
Source: RefSeq, a predicted model, not a curated record
GCGAGAUUGAGCUCGCAAUCUCUCGCACACAGAGAAAGCUCGACGAGCAUCACCAACAACAUGCCGUCCAAGAGAACGUUCAUGGAUGUCGCCAUCGGCGCAGCCGCACCUCAGAGAAUCAUGUUCGAGCUCGACCACGACCGAGUUCCUCGAACCGUAGAAAACUUCCGAGCGUUGUGUACCGGAGAGUUGGGAACCGCCAAGUCCGCCGACGUACCUAUGCAUUACAAGGGAACAGUCUUCCAUCGCGUCAUUGAUAUGUUCAUGCUUCAAGGAGGAGACUUUAUAAAAGGAAACGGAACGGGAGGAGAGAGUAUCUAUGGACCGACCUUCGAGGACGAGGACCUGACUGUGCCGCUCGAUGCUGCUGGGCUUUUGGUGAUGGCGAACAGCCGCAAGGAUACCAACUCGAGUCAGUUCUUCAUUACGCUAGACGAAUGUCCCCAUCUGAAUGGACAGCAUACCGUGUUCGGUCGUGUGGUCAAGGGCAUGGAAGUAGUCCAACAGAUCGCCAAGGUGGAGGUGGAUGACAAGGACAAACCGAUCGAAGAUGUACGAAUCGUCAAUUGCGGAGAGUUGAUCAAGAAAAGUGCUGCUGGGGGAGCCGUUACUGCCAAAUCGACCCCGCCUGUCGAGACCCGUUCUCGCUCCCUCAGUCGAUCGCGCUCCCCAGCUUCAUCUCGCUCCCGCAGUCGAUCCCUUUCCAGCUCGUCUUCCCGCUCCCGAUCGCCCUCCCCCGACCGAAGACGUCGGAAAAAGUCGAGCAAACGGGAUAAGAAGGAGAAGAAGCGCAAGUUGAAGGGUCUGGUUGAUGGGUAUGGCGCUAUAGAUGAGAAGAAGGUUAGGGAAGAGACCGAGGAGGAGUUGGAUGCUAGACUGGAGCGAGAAGAAAACGAAAGACUGGCCGCGGAGAAGAAGGCCAAGCUGGCGGAGAUGAAACGACGGUUCGAGCUCGAACGCGCCGAGAAGCAGAGUAAAGAGGCCGAGAAGACCGGUGGGGUCGUCUACAAAGGCCGAGGCUCAAUGCGUUACCUAGAUCCCGAAUCUACUUCGCGCGGUUCGCAUUCGUCCACCCGAGCAUGGGGCGAUGACCGGCCUCGGGAACCUUAUCCACAGCGGUCGGGCGGUAGGGGUUUCGGAGGGAGGAGGGAAGAACCUUAUUCGCGUGAUCGGAACCGCGAUCGACGUGGGCGCGAUUGGGAAGACCGACCGGACGCCGGUAGCAGAGCCGGUCGAAGAUCGUUAAGUCCUGCUAGAGACUCACGCCCAAGCGCAAGUGGCGGAGGGGUGGAAGGCGAUUGGAGGGUCGGGAGGGAGAUGAAGAUUAGGGGCCGUGGUGAUGAUGAUGAUCGGGUGCGGGACGGGUCGAAGCUGAGCGGGUUUGAGCGGGCUACAGAAGAGGUUACCGGAAGGAGAGGGGAAGACCGGGAGACGAGCGAGCCGCAGGAAAGGGAACCUUCGAGGCCAUCUCUGGUCGAGGUAGAUGCAGAACGGGAGGACAGGGAGAUGGGAAUCCGCAGGGGCGAGAGGAGAGGAAGCGAAGAGAGCAUGGAAAUGGACAUGGAUGACUAGCCUGUGCCGAAAGGUGGCUAUCGCCAUGGUGACCUUGUAAUCUACCCGCCCACGUCUACACAAGAUGAUUUCAACCUUGUCAGAACGAUAACGUGGAAUCCUUUGCUCGUCAUGCAUCGCGCCGGACGAAGCUUUGUCCCUGUGAUCCUGCUGCGAUUGGGCCAAUCUAUCACUGACGGCUUCGGGAUGAGGUGGGUAUUCUUGAGGGCUCCCAUUUACGGCCUUGACUUUAGAUAAGCUUCCAUGGUGGCAUCACCACAAGCCACAAGGGCGCUUCCUGCAGCUGGUCCGCAACGGUAUCCAGCUUGUUCUCUA